Molecule: messenger RNA, 1491 nt
Organism: Musca vetustissima
Lineage: Eukaryota; Metazoa; Arthropoda; Insecta; Diptera; Muscidae
Product: cytochrome P450 6g1-like
Exons: 2
Coding region: 1-1491 (496 amino acids)
Biological process (GO): response to DDT; insecticide catabolic process
Molecular function (GO): iron ion binding; oxidoreductase activity, acting on paired donors, with incorporation or reduction of molecular oxygen; monooxygenase activity
Source: RefSeq, a predicted model, not a curated record
AUGUGGUAUCGGCGGCAAUUUUCAUAUUGGAAACGCCACAAAACAAUACCCAGCGUAGAAGGACGAAUUUUUAGUGGCUGUCUGGUCGAUACAUUACGUUUUAAGACCAAUUUUGGUUAUUACCUAAAGACAAUCUAUGAUGAUCCAGAAUUUGCCAAUGAACCCUUGGUGGGUAUUUACGGCCUGCACGAACCUGCCCUGAUGGUAAAGGAACCGCAAAUAAUUAAAUCAAUUUUGGUGAAGCAUUUCGAUAGUUUCCACGAUCGUUUUGCCGAACAAGAUGUGGACUACGACCCAAUUGGCGGCCAAGCAAUGUUUAUGACCUCCUAUGCGACGUGGAAGGAGAUGCGCACAAAAUUGAGUCCACUAUUUACCAGUGCCAAAUUGAAGACGAUGUAUGGUCUAAUACAAAAUGUGGCCCUAAAUAUGGAACGGUAUCUGGAGAAGCAAUCGAAGGUGAUGCGCUGUGACAUGAAGGAAUUUUGUGCCAGCUACACAAUUGAUAUAAUCGCCACGGUGCUACUGGGAUUCCAAUCCAAUUCCAUGGAAAAUCCUUCCGAGGAGUUGCGAAAUAUAAUUCGAAAAUUAACAGAGUUCUCGGGAAGAAGAGCCUUUAAUUUCAUCAUAGCCUUUUUUGUACCAAGUCUGGCAAGAUUUUUCCGAUCAAAAUUGUUGUAUGAGGAAACGGAACAUUUUCUACGGACCUCAAUUGUCCAGUCUGUUGAGGAGAGGAAAUUGAGUGGAGAGACACGCAACGAUUUAAUUGAUAUCCUUGUAAAACUGACGGAUGAGGCCAAGGAAAGUGGUCGAGAUAUGUCACAAUUUAUGGAUUGUCUAUUGGCCCAGGUGGGCAUAUCGAUAUCGGCUGGUUUUGAUACCACAGCCACCUCCAUGUCAAAUGCCCUUUUGGAAUUGGCCAAGCAACCGGAAAUUCAAAGGCGUCUGAAAAAGGAGAUUAAGGAGGCAUUUGAGGCGGAGAAGGGUACAAGUGUGUCCUAUGAAAAUCUCAGUAAAUUACAAUAUCUUGAUAUGGUUGUGUGUGAGACCUUAAGGUUGUAUCCGGUAUUACCAAUACUUCAGAGAAGAUAUAAUAAAGGAAUGGGGGCGAGGGAGGGGUACUCACUGAAACCCUAUUCGGAUUUUGUUCUACCCGAUGGAAUGACAAUGUUUAUAUGUACCUAUGGUCUGCACUAUGAUCCCAAGUACUGGCCUGAACCCCACAAAUUCAAUCCGGAACGUUUUGUACCUGAAAAUAAAGUAACACUGCUGAAUUCCAUGACCUAUUUACCCUUUGGUGCUGGACCUCAUAAUUGCAUUGGCGCCCGAUUGGCAAUGCUGCAAUUGAAAUGUGGAUUGGUACAUCUGCUGAAGAAUCAUUAUGUUCGGAUAUGUGACCAGACGGUUGUGGAACCGGAAUUCGAGGCCCGAUCAUUUGUAUUGCAGGUUAAAGGUGGAAUGUAUUUGGAAAUUGUAAAGGAUGGAGAAAUAUAA